Messenger RNA from Lytechinus pictus (painted urchin), 7668 nucleotides. RefSeq names its product serine/threonine-protein phosphatase 4 regulatory subunit 3A-like. Gene Ontology annotation, cellular component: protein phosphatase 4 complex; nucleoplasm. Gene Ontology annotation, biological process: protein dephosphorylation; DNA damage response. Lineage: Eukaryota; Metazoa; Echinodermata; Echinoidea; Temnopleuroida; Toxopneustidae. Gene Ontology annotation, molecular function: protein phosphatase activator activity. The transcript is spliced from 16 exons. The record is from RefSeq and is a predicted model, not a curated record. The coding region runs from base 153 to 2702 and encodes 849 amino acids.
GACAAGUGCUCAGAUAUUAGAGCGGGAAACCCGUCAGGCUAUGUAAAAAGCCUAUCAAGAUGGCUGCCGUAUGAAGUGUUUAUCGUCAUUUGUACGCCGUACAACGACAUGAAAAAGUCCCCCGUUGAAUCAAAUUUUGUGGUGGAUCUGUGAUGUAUUUGUCGUCCAAAAUGUCAGAUACCAGAAGAAGAGUAAAGCUUUAUGUUCUUAAUGAUGAGCGUCAAUGGGAUGACAGGGGGACUGGUCAUGUAUCAUCAUGUUUGGUGGAACGUCUGAAUGGGAUGUGUUUGCUAGUUUGUUCGGAAACCGAUGGUUCUAUCCUGUUGGAAUCCAAAAUUCAACCAGACACGGCAUACCAGAAGCAACAGGAAACUCUAAUUGUUUGGUCUGAGAAUGACAAUUAUGACUUGGCUCUUAGUUUCCAAGAGAGAGCAGGCUGCGAUGACAUCUGGGAAAUCAUCUGCCAGGUUCAAGGGAAAGAUCCAUCGGUUGACAUUACGCAAGAUGUCGUGGAUGAAUCCGAAGAAGACCGCUUUGAAGAACUCCCCGAAGCAGCCACACCUAUCGAACUACCUCCUUGUGAAAUCAGCAAACUGGAGGAGAUAACAGAGCUAUUCAGCAGUGCUUUGCAGUCCCCCAUCAAACGGGAAAAGCUUGCCAUAGCAAUAGAGAAGGAGAACUACAUUCGGAAACUCAUUGAACUAUUUUGUAUUUGCGAGGACCUUGAUAACAACACGGAGUGCUUACAUUAUCUCUACGAGAUCAUGAAGAACACCAUACUCCUCAAUAAGACAUCGCUCCUCGAGAUUCUGUUUUCAGACGAACUCAUCUACGAUGUGGUAGGCUGUCUAGAACACGAUCCCAAUUCGACGGACUGUCGGCGGCAUCGGGAGUAUUUGAAUUCAAAGGCGAACUUCCAUGAAGUGAUCCCUAUCACGAAUAGAAACCUUUUGAAUAAAAUCCACCAGACUUACAGAGUUCAGUACAUACAGGAUGUCAUUCUGCCCACACCUUCUGUCUUUGAGGAGAACAUGUUGUCAACGCUUAGUUCAUUUGUCUUCUUCAACAAGGUGGACAUUGUAGAUAUGAUUCAGGACGAUGAGAAAUUCCUGCCCGAGCUCUUUGCACAACUCAUCAGUGAGAGUACGGAGAACCAGAGGCGGAGAGACCUUGUUUUAUUCCUCAAAGAAUUCUGCUGUUUUGCUCAGAAUAGUCAGAACAGGGAAGGCUUCUUCAAGACGUUAUCAAGCUUAGGUAUUCUCCCUGCCCUAGAAGUUGUCUUGGGUAUGGAGGAUUCAGAGGUUAGGCAAGCAGCAAUAGACAUCUUCUCCUUGGUCGUAGGAUUCAAUGCAUCUAUGGUUAGGGAGUUCAUCAUGCACGAAGGUUCAUCAUCGGAAGACGAUGUACUACUAAUCAACCUUGUCAUAGAGCAGAUGAUUUGCGACACAGAUCCAGAUCUUGGCAGUGCCCUUCAACUGAUGAACAUCCUAAAAAUGCUUGUAGAUCCUGAGAAUAUGAUGGCAACUGGAGUUAAGACAGAGAAGACUGAAUUCUUAACAUUCUUCUACAAACACUGUAUGCAUGUCCUUACUGCUCCUCUCCUUGCCAAUACGAUAGAUGACAAACCCAGUAAAGAUGACUACCAGACAUCCCAGCUGUUGAGUUUGAUUCUAGAGUUAUUAACGUUUGCAGUGGAGCAUCAUACGUACCACAUAAAGAACUACAUCAUCAACAAAGAUCUUCUCAGGAGAAUAUUAGUCUUACUUAGAUCUUCGCAUCAUUUCCUUGUAUUAUGUGCUGUUAGGUUCUUCAGGAAGGUAGUAGCCAUGAGAGAUGACUUCUAUAAUAGGUAUAUUGUCAAAGGGAACCUCUUUGAGCCCCUCGUUAGUCUCUUCAAUGUCAACCGGUCCAAAUAUAACCUACUCAACUCCGCUCUCAUCGAACUCUUUGAGUUUAUUAGGAUAGAGGGUAUCAAGAUGCUUUUGACACACAUAGUGGAGAAGCACGGUGAAGAGUUGAAAGGCGUGGACUAUGUAGCAACAUUCAAAGGGCUUAGUGUCAAGUAUGAACAGUUCAUGGACAGAAUCAACACCAGGCCAAACUUAGACAAUUUGAGGCACGCGAGCAUCCUUCAGAAUACCAGAUUUCGACGGGAUGCACGUGACCUGGACGAGGAGGAGGAGCUCUGGUUCGAUCAAGAUGAAGAUGGAGAGGAUGCGGAAGCAGUGGUCCCCGUUGUAGACAGUGCAUUCCGAUCAGCCAAGAUCUGUGGUGAUGUCAUCGAUGAUGUCGAGGACACGGGAAGGAUAAUUGGCAACAAGAAAGAAAACCAGCUUUUGAACAGGUCGGAACCCCUGAACGCCAGCAACGGAAGACCGGACACACCUCUCAGGCCGUCACCGGGUAACAACCCCAACAAGAGGGCGGCACCGUUGACCAACAACAGACCAUCCAGUCCCAUUCCGGUGUCUUCGAACACGUCGACAUCACCGACCAUCAAGAAGCUGGGGGCAGACACGGAGCUAGCCAAUAACAUCGGUGGCAGCGCUGAGGUAAAGAAGGUUUCACCGGCAUCUGAAUUGAAGGCAAAUAGUGCGGCAAAGGGAGGUUUGGUUGGGUUGGUAGACUAUCCUGACGAGGAUUCCGACGAAGACGAAGAUGCAGACGAGCACCCUCCGCUGAAGAGAGCACGUCUGAUCUAGGAAGCAUCCAGUCCAGUCAGAUCAAACCCGUCCUCCACCUACUCACCUAUGCCUUGAGUUGCUGGUCCUGUUGAGACGCACGCAGACCCGACCUUGGACGUUGCCAAACUCGCCGUCGUGUGCAACAAGUAUUACCUAUCGCAAGGGUUCACGUCUGCCUCAAGGGACCUUGGCAAAGACACGCUGACGCACACUCCAGGAACAACGGUUAAGCUUAGGGCUUCCUCGAGAGCUUACAAGCUUGAUUAUGAUGAUGAUGAUGAUUGGGAUGACAAUGAUGAAGAUGAUGAUGAAAAUGUGCCAUGCCCAGAUCACGAUGAAUUGCUUGAUAGAUUCUACUGUGUAUACAAUAAGAUUGUCAUCAUGUAUACAUAAAUUGCUUCCUCAUGUCCCGUGAGAAGUCAUAUGUUUUCAAAGCCAAGGUCUGUUUUGGAUCUUUACCAAGCCUUCACUUGAGCUCGAAACCUGCACUCGUGUGUGUUUUAAUGUUUUGGGUUUGUCUUUUUUAAAGGCCUAUCUCUUUCUUCUUUUAACACGAUAGAUUCCAGUAUGGCUUUUAUACACACUACUUACAAUUAUGAUAUUCAUGGAUUUGGACAAGGGCAAUAAUUGGGGUAUCUUUUUAUCUUUUGUUCAAUGAGGCAUUAGCACAAGCCAGUUAGAGAAGAUAUGAAGAAGAUUGGACGUUUUAUGAUUUUUAUUUUAGAAAGACCCGUGACCUCUGCCGAUGAGAUAGGGGGAGUGUGUCAUGAACAAUUUUCUCAGCGGUUUUCACCGGCGGAUGUUGACAGCUACUUGAAAUCCUGGCUUCUGAUUGGCUGAGAGCAAACAAGUCGGUGAAAAUCACGGACGAAACUCUCCAUGAAAAGCUCCCAGGGAGCGGACUACCCCCUGGAGUAGGAUGGAUGCGAUCGCCUGGGGUGCAUCUCAUUAAAAACAAAUAAUCAUUUACUUUCACCAACAAUUUUUUGCUCAGAGCCAAUCGGAUGCAAGGAUUUCGGUAGCUUGUAACGAAUAGUCGGCGAUCCUCGAUUUUAAUUGUCCCGCGGAAUCUAUGCUGCACCACCAUCACUCAGGUAUCCGAUGGGAGUAUGUAACUCGAGGCCCCCAUCACCAACCCAAUGUAAAGCAGUGUACAAUUAUUGUAAAAGUCAAGAUAUUUUUCAUACCACUUUCCAGUCGUGUGUAUUUUGCAUAUAUGAUGAUCGUGUAUGUGGUUGAAUGUGCUUGGCAGUUUCCAAAUGCGCAAUUGUCGUUAUUGUGUCGGAGAGAAAGAGAGAGCGAGAGAGAUGUUUUAUGUGUGAGAUGGAGGUAGAGAGAUAGUGCGAACCUAUAGACGUGUUCUCAGUCUGUCAUUCAGUCCUUUAUAUUGAUUUUUAAUUUUUUUCCGACAUUUUAUGUAACUGUCCACCUUCGCAUGCACAAUUUUUCACGACAAGAAAAUUCACAAGACCUUUGAUUUUCAUGAAAAUUCCUAUGAAUCGGUUCCACCAGCAAAGAUUUCGGAAAGACCCUUCAUGGUUUGAAGAUUCAUUGUGUUUUUUUUCACGAAGAAUAGGAUUGCAAUCGGAAGAUUCAUGCAUUAUCUGUUUCAUUCUUGGGGUACAGAUUUGUCAAUAUAACACUCAUAUUUUUCCCCAUAAGGUCUUCAAGAAUAGAGGACUCAAGUUCGGUCAAUCGAUUGGGACUGUUCCUCAUAUUUAUGAUUCGCAAAAAAGCAAGAACUUGUUGAGUGGUCCUCAUUUUCACCACUAAUAUUUUUCGAAUGGUGCUAAAUAUCGGUCCUUCAGCUUCAGAGUAAGUGUGUUGACUUGAUCUUACAGCACGGCCGUCCAAGCAAGUUUUCUGUCGCAACUUUGUGUCAUGCACCAUUCUGUGUUUCUAAUUAGUGAUGCAUUUAGAGUCUCUUUCAACUACUUCUUUGUGAAGUCAGGCAUUCCAACUAUGUGCACAAAUGAAAUUGACUCAGUUUUUAUGCUCAUCCUUUCCUCCCCCCCCCCCCUCCUGCCAAUUAUUUCUGAAUGCAAAUUUCAAUGCAUGUUAUGCAUCGACUCUUGCUUUCAAUUAUUAGAGGGAUUUAUUAUUUUUUUUAAGUUGUCUUUGAUAACAAAUUCUAUCAUGUGUCUUAUGUGACAAAUACUGGUAUUUAAGUUUGGUUGAGAAAGGUUUAUUUUUUAUGGAUAAUGACGCCAAAUUCUUUUCCCUCCCCACUGUGUUGUGUUUUGGAUCUGUACAAAGCAAAUAUGUGUUGCCACAAUGUUUCGCUAUUAUGCUGUGUGUAAAAUAUCAGAGUGUACUAAAACAUGUAUAUCUUUGUACAGCUAGUUAGUCAUCAUUUGUGGCAGAAUAGGAAACCUUUAUUUCCAAACCGAUGUAAAGAAAUCGUUAAAAAUUAUCUCGUAUUUAAAUGGUGCCUGACCCGAUACGCGUUCGAAUGUCGAACAGCUUCUUCCCUCUUUUACCAUUUUUAGAUGGUUUUAUCAGAUUUUACUUGUAAUUUUUAUUUUGUAAUUUAUUUUGUUCAUAUGGAAUUUGAAUCUUGUCAUUUCUCUAGAAUUUUAUUUGAAAUUUACUCCAAAUAUUUGUAGAUUUCCUUUAGAGAGAAGUAUAUUUAGCAUUAUAUUGUACAUGAUAUGGAGAUUGUUUGAACUGUAUCAUGGACUUUGAAUGAUAUGGUUUAUAUUAUGCAAUUACAUGUAAUGACAAAGUAAAUCACAUCCUCUUAUUCUAUCCCUGUUUUUAUAAAACUAUCAGUUGAUGGAUAAAAUUCCAGCAAUUGCAACUACCAUGGCAACAAGACUAACAACAUUCUACAGCCAAUCACAAUCAAUGCCAUGGAAGUUCCAAUUGAUGGCGGAAUUAUCAGUGGUAGGUUUUGUGCAACAGGGCCCACUCUACAUCUCUGGUAUUUCUUUGUAUUCAUGUGAAAUUCAGUGACUCCAUACUUGCAAUGAUUCUGCCAAACCAUUGCAAGAAUGCCAAGAAUGUUGAUGAAAAUUAAAAAUAUGCUUGUUUUCACUGUGCUGUUGAGCAAGUGUACAAGGCAUCUCCAUAUGAUUCGCUAUAACACUUUAUUUUGUUUCCCAGGGGCCCGUUGCAGAAAAGAGUUGCGAUCAAACGCAGCUCAAAAAAUCUUGCGCAACUUGAUUUUCAGCCAAUGAAGCACCCGUAUUUGGGACUUGCGCUUGAUGUUUUGACUUGCGUCUAAACCCAACUCUUCCCGCAACAGGCCCCAGAGGACACCAUUUCAGGAAAGUUGACAGCAGUUUUGUUUCCAAGGCUUUGUCGCAGGAGUGUUGACAGCACUUGUUAGCAGCGUCUGAAUGUUACAUUGUUAUGCCUCAGCCCCACUAACAAAGCCAACUUCAAACCGAUCGAUGAUACACCAUUCACAAUAACAUAAUAUCUUUGAUCGGACUGGAGUCGGUUUCCUUGGUGUGACUGUUGCUUAUACUGUCAUUCAAUUAUUAUUUUUUUUAAUUUAAUUCAGGAAGUGUCCAGAGUUAGAUUCGACAAUCGAUACAUAUUUUAUGAUGCAAUUUUUCUCUGUCCUCCAAGUGUCAAAAAAAUAAUGUGAACAUUUGAAAGAGAAGCACUGUGACUCCUGCAGAGCUUGACACCAAUCCUUAUAUGAUUAUUCAACUACCUGUUAAUAAACCAGUGGGGUGUGUCUCAAAGAUUUAAGUGUGACUUACAGGUAGCACUUGAAUUUCAGUUGCGUGCGGUCUAUAAGGCAUUACCACAUUGGUCAGAUCAUGCGCACUACCGUGUAGCCAUCGGUCAGAUUACAUGUUAGAUGUCAGGUGCCCGUUGGCGUUUCAGCACGACUCUUAGGGGGGUGUUGCAAGAAAAUAUCUGCGAAUCAAUUGCAAAUAUUCUGUUGCCAUUGUUUAAACUGAUAGAUCAACGUUAGCUGUAGCAAAUCAGAUUACACUCCUUGUUUCAAGCAGAUUGUCAAUCACGAAUUUGCUAUUAAUUUCAAGACAUAUGAUUGAUUUAGGGACCAAAAUAGACUUGUAAUUGAUUGCAAGUUUCUUGCAAUACCCCAUUAGUCACAUUUUGUGAAACACCCCCCAGAGCAAUUCCGGGUAAGUUGACUCGGUAACCAACGCAUAUUUUUGUUAAAGUUGAUUAAUAUCAAGCCUUGCUUACUAAAUUGGCGCAUUCAGAUAUUGGUUAUCGUCUCUGUCUUUGUCUAUGAAUUUUCUACAUUUGGCAUGAUACAGAUUGACAUGUAUUUAUUAUGUUUUGAGAGCAGAAUCAUUCAGUAUUUUGAUGAAGAGGCAUGUGCGGACAUACUUUCCCAUGUCAUGACAUGCAAGGUGUUACACCAUCGAGUGACAAAUCGAUGUCUGGGUUUAUCAUCUGAUAUGGUCUUAAACUUUGAGUGUAUCCUGUGUAUUUGUCAUUUAUAGCACAUCUUCUGCCAUUUACUUUCACCUGCAUUCAGAUGUUGGUACAUUUCUCUCUUGGUUAUCUCUGCUUAUUUGUCUCUUCCCUCUGUUUUUCCGAGUGCAACUUGAAUGUAAUUCUAUUUGUGUUUUAUUCUUCAUGAUCAUGGUCUGCACCCCAUCUCUCUUUCUCUCUUCCCUUCUCUCUUCUUUUCUCUUGACAUCUCUCUUUUCUCUUCACCUUUGUCCUCUUUUCUCUCCUCUUCUCUCUCUCUCUUGCAUCCUUUCCAACUCUCCCUUGCCUAUUCACAUUAUUCAAAUUCACUCAUUUAUCCCCCUCCCCCACCUUGCUCAAUACGAGUAAGAUCACUGCGUGUGAACCUAAAUGGCAGUUGGCAGUACUGGGUCGUAUAUUUGUAGAACACUUUUUUAAUAAUGAGAGAGAGAAGGAAAAAAAAGUAUGAAGUACAAUGAUAUGAACUAUAUUAUAGGGUGCCUGAUUGCUAGAAAUGGAUCCAAGGUCACCCCUUUUGUGAAAUGUAAAUAAAUUCUUUGGAGCAGAACAACAAAAAAAA